Messenger RNA from Guillardia theta CCMP2712, 783 nucleotides. RefSeq lists its product as hypothetical. Gene Ontology annotation, cellular component: cytosol. The annotation marks the transcript as partial. The transcript is spliced from 4 exons. Lineage: Eukaryota; Cryptophyceae; Pyrenomonadales; Geminigeraceae. The record is from RefSeq and is a predicted model, not a curated record.
GAAUACUGCGGGGAGAUCGCCAACGGGAGGAGGCACGGGAAGGGCAGCAUCGUGUGGCGAGAUGGCGUGAGGUACGUCGGGGAGAUGCGGGAGGACAGGAUGGAGGGGCAUGGGGUAGAGCUCUACCCCGACGGCAGCAGGUAUGUGGGUCAGUUCAGAAACAGCAGCCGCCAUGGGCUCGGGCAGUUCGUGUGGCCGAACAGGAGGAAGGUCUUCUCCGGGCAGUGGGAGGAGGGAUACCAGCACGGGGUGGGGGGUCCGCGAGGGCUGCAGAGGGCGAGCAACGGAGACGUGUACGAGGGGGAGUGGCAGGACGGGAGGUACCAUGGACACGGGAAGCUGAUCAAGCGCAACGGGAUCGUGUACGAGGGUGAGUUUGUGAGGGGGAAGAAGCAAGGCCUCGGGGGAAAGGCUAUGGUGACGCGCCUGAAGCUGCAAGACGGGGCUGAGUUCAUCGGGGAGGUGGUUCGGGAUCGCCCGCAUGGCUACGGCACAAUCACCUUCUCCCAGGACCCGGACGGUCGGCUGGAGUACGCCGGGCAGUUCCGGGGGGGGAGCAUGCACGGGUACGGGAGCAUGGUGUGGCGAGACGGGACCAACUACAUGGGGCAGUGGAGGAGAAGCCGGUCGAGCGGGUUCGGGUUCGAGGCCUACCCGGAUGGCUCCUUCUACCAGGGCACCUUCCACAACGACCUGCGCGAUGGGGUUGGGGUGUACGAGUUCUCCAACGGGCUCUUUUACUCCGGGGGAUGGCGGCAGGGGAAGCGAUUCGGGUCAGGGGUG